This is a messenger RNA of Cyprinodon tularosa, 1642 nucleotides long. RefSeq lists its product as uncharacterized. Gene Ontology annotation, cellular component: cytosol. Lineage: Eukaryota; Metazoa; Chordata; Actinopteri; Cyprinodontiformes; Cyprinodontidae. The record is from RefSeq and is a predicted model, not a curated record. Gene Ontology annotation, molecular function: aldose reductase (NADPH) activity. The coding region runs from base 218 to 1183 and encodes 321 amino acids. The transcript has 10 exons.
UGCAGUACUUUGAACGUUGCCCAAUAAUUAACUUUCCACUAGAUAAGGAGGAAAUAAAAGAGUGAAUGGGCAAAAACUGAGUCACAGGGGAAGAGAAACAAAGUCAAAUCAGCCAAGAAAAGGAAGCAGGUUGAUUCAGCAAAAAGGAAGACAAAAAAGAGGAAGAGGAAAGCAACUGCAGUGACAGUUUUCGUGCUGCUGGAACUGAAAGCUCUCCAUGGAGGACACACAGGUGGUCAGACAUGUUCAGCUGAAUGACGGCAGGCGUAUGCCGCUGCUGGGUCUGGGAACAUGGAAGUCCUCUAAGGAGCCAUCCACCCAGGGCGCUGUGGAGACCGCCAUCGCAGCCGGAUACCGCCACAUUGACACCGCAUUCAGCUACGAUAACGAGGUGGAGAUCGGCAAAGCUCUGAAGUCCAAGAUGCAGCAGGGCAUCAUUCGCCGGGAGGACAUGUUCAUCGUUAGUAAGCUGUGGUGUACCUACUUUGCCCCAGAGGACAUCCCUGUCUGCCUCAAUAAGUCCCUACAGGAUCUGCAGCUGGACUACCUGGAUCUCUACCUCAUACACUUUCCCAUCGGCUUAAAGAGGAUGGGGGAUGAGAUUCUUCCAAGGAAGGAUGGAAAGCUUCUGACGUUGGACAUAGAUUAUGUUGACGUGUGGAGGGGUUUGGAGGCUCUGCAGGCCUCAGGAAAGGUGAAGAGCAUUGGUGUGUCCAACUUCAGCAUCCUUCAGCUGGAGAGACUUCUGGCUCUCUGCAAGGUUCCUCCUGCUGUUAACCAGGUGGAGCUUCAUCCUUACAUGGUUCAGAAAGACCUCAUUGAGUACUGCAAAUCCAAAAACAUCACACUGACGGCCUACAGCCCUUUCGGUUCACCAGAAAGGCCCCCAGAAAUGAAAAGAGAUGAAGCUGAUCCCCAAAAGCUGCUGGAAGACCCUGUGGUUGCAGAAAUAGCAAAGAAGCACCAGCGCAGCUCUGCACAGGUUCUGCUGAGGUAUCACGUGCAGCAGGAUAUCCCCGUCAUCCCUAAAAGUGACAAACCUCAUCACAUCCUGGAAAACACAAAGAUCUUUGACUUUAGCCUUACUGAGGAUGACAUGAACACCCUGAGAGGCCUGGACCGAGGCUGGAAGGCCUGCUUACUCGAGGAAAUCAAGUCCCACCCAUACUACCCGUUUCAGUGAUGCAGCUGGAGGAGUGACAGCGUGAAACUGGCCCAAAUGAUGCUCCGACCUCAACAAACUACUAUGAGCCUUUGUUUGAAAGGAAAACACACCGUGUGGGUUUGGAUUGUUUAUUACGGUAAACAAUUGUGAUGUAACAGACGGUCCAGUUGACUCUGAUUUAUUCAUUUUAAUAGCCUCAGAGACACAUCCUCCUGAUGUUUUUAUGAUUCACUCAUCUAUUCCUCUUCAUGCUGCAUUUAUUGCUGAGAGUUUUCUGUGUCGAUUUAGUCUGACAGUGUUCUGCUGACCCGUCAAUCAUCACAGACACGAAUGUCAUGCUGUGUUCUGGCUUCUAUUGUCAUUUUUUUUUUUUUACAAGAAUCUUACAUCAUGUUUGAAUCUACAAAUUUUUUCAGAUUCAUUAAAGUUCUGCUAUUUGCUUUCUUUCAAAUAAAUAAAAAAAUAAUGGUGUUAAAA